AUUUAUUUGGCUCGACACCUCCGAGAAUCUUUCUUCCUUUCUCCCACACAUCCUCCCUUUCUGUAUCCAAUCUCCCCUCAGUCCUUUCUCCUCACAGCAAGAGAAAGUCGUCAAGAUGUCUCCUACCGACAACAAGGUCCUGGGCAUGCCGCCCUUCGUGGCGGACUUCCUGAUGGGUGGUGUCUCCGCCGCCGUCUCGAAGACUGCUGCCGCUCCCAUCGAGCGUGUCAAGCUCCUGAUCCAGAACCAGGAUGAGAUGAUCAAGUCCGGCCGUCUCUCUCACCGCUACACUGGCAUUGGUGACUGCUUCAAGCGCACCGCUGCCGAUGAGGGUGUCAUGUCCCUGUGGCGUGGCAACACUGCCAACGUCAUCCGUUACUUCCCCACCCAGGCCCUGAACUUCGCUUUCCGUGACAAGUUCAAGAAGAUGUUCGGCUUCAAGAAGGAGCGUGAUGGCUACGCCUGGUGGAUGGCUGGUAACCUGGCCUCCGGUGGUGCUGCCGGUGCCACGUCCAUGUUGUUCGUCUACUCCCUGGACUACGCCCGUACCCGUCUCGCCAACGACGCCAAGCACGCCAAGACUGGUGGUGCCCGCCAGUUCAACGGUCUCAUUGACGUCUACCGCAAGACCAUCGCCUCUGACGGUAUUGCCGGUCUGUACCGUGGCUUCAUGCCCUCCGUCGCCGGUAUCGUUGUCUACCGUGGUCUCUACUUCGGCAUGUACGAUUCCUUCAAGCCCCUCCUCCCCAAGGGUCUCGAGGGCAACUUCUUCGCCUCUUUCGCCCUGGGUUGGUGCGUCACCACCGCUGCCGGUAUCGCUGCCUACCCCCUUGACACCAUCCGCCGUCGCAUGAUGAUGACCUCUGGUGAGGCCGUCAAGUACAAGUCUUCCCUCGACGCUGCCCGCCAGAUCAUUGCCACCAACGGUGUCAAGUCUCUCUUCAACGGUGCCGGUGCCAACAUUCUCCGUGGUGUUGCCGGUGCUGGUGUCCUGUCGAUCUACGAUCAGCUCCAGCUCAUCCUCUUCGGCAAGGCCUUCAAGGGUGGAUCUGGUUAAAUCCAUUCCACAUAACAUUUCCUGUAUAGAAACUUUCGUUGCUGUUCACGGUGAGGAGAGUUGGGAGAUCGGGUUCGCUGAUUUCGAACGACAUGUAUUUGGUCUCGGCAAAAAGGGAGAGACGUGGAUUUGGCAGACAAGGGAGUGCAGAUAUCCAGAAGUGGUUUACAAGACCGACUUUAUCUCUGCGGGUUAGACUGGCAUCGGCAUGGCGUUAUUCGAUUACUGGCUUUGCCGUCCUUUCUAAGUCGCUGUAAUAUACAUCUACGCAAUUUUCCCUUGCUAUAAUC
Molecule: messenger RNA, 1347 nt
Organism: Emericellopsis atlantica
Lineage: Eukaryota; Fungi; Ascomycota; Sordariomycetes; Hypocreales; Bionectriaceae
Product: mitochondrial carrier domain-containing protein
Exons: 4
Coding region: 116-1057 (313 amino acids)
Biological process (GO): mitochondrial ATP transmembrane transport; mitochondrial ADP transmembrane transport
Cellular component (GO): mitochondrial inner membrane
Molecular function (GO): ATP:ADP antiporter activity
Source: RefSeq, a predicted model, not a curated record